AUGUGGAGGCUGGGGUAUACACAGAGGCAGGGAUGUGGAGGCUGGGGUAUACAGAGAGGCAGGGAUGUGAAGGCUGAGAGCCAGAAAUGUGGAGACUGGGGUACACAGAGCCAGAAAUGUGGAGACUGGGGUACACAGAGGCAGAAAUGUGGAGACUGGGGUACACAGAGCCAGAAAUGUGGAGACUGGGGUACACAGAGGCAGAAAUGUGGAGACUGGGGUAUGCAGAGGCAGAAAUGUGGAGGAUGGGAUAAAUACAGUGAGAUGGGUACGGAGGCUGAGGAAUACAUGGAAAGUGAUGUGGGAGCUGCGGUGUGCGGAGGCAAGGAUGCGGAAGACGUAGUAUACAACGCAAAGCAGAAGCAGAAGAAACUCAGCAUGCUGAGUGAUCGUGACGACCAGAUCGCCUGGAAUAGAGUGAUCGGCUAG
Messenger RNA from Priapulus caudatus, 429 nucleotides. RefSeq lists its product as uncharacterized. The transcript is spliced from 3 exons. The record is from RefSeq and is a predicted model, not a curated record. Bases 1 to 429 code for a protein of 142 amino acids. Lineage: Eukaryota; Metazoa; Priapulida; Priapulimorpha; Priapulimorphida; Priapulidae.